Molecule: messenger RNA, 3525 nt
Organism: Hirsutella rhossiliensis
Lineage: Eukaryota; Fungi; Ascomycota; Sordariomycetes; Hypocreales; Ophiocordycipitaceae
Exons: 7
Coding region: 1-3525 (1174 amino acids)
Source: RefSeq, a predicted model, not a curated record
AUGUCUUCAAACAUUCCCGACUUCGAGGCCGUCCUGGUGCCUAUGCAGCUGGAUGUCUUUGUCCUCAACCCAUCCGUCUGCGGCACAGGCGCCGAAGACGACGAUACUAGCGAUGUGCAGAACCACGCCGACUUACACAACACGGCGCCGGCCUCGGUCUACUCGCGCUUGACGGACUUGGGCGGCCGUCCUGAGCCCCAGCCCCUGCGCCAUCGCCACGGAGUCUACAUCCACUGGACGCUGCCGCGCUGCUACCGCGCGGGCGUCUCAUCCGGCGAGUCGGUGCCUGAGCGUCGUCGCCGACAAGAGCUGCUCCGGCGCGGACUGGGCGUCCCCGGAGCUCGUGACGGCGGCGGCGCUGCCUCGAACGAGACCCCCGAGUUUGUCGAUCCACCGACUCGGUGGAUUGUCAUUCACCGUGAGUAUGAGGCAUGGGUGGUGGAGAGCGACUACCUGUGGUCCCUAGAGGACAUUCCGGUCGAUGCCGACUUGCAAACCAACGUGGCCCUAUUCGUAGUCGGGCACGCAGGCUCCGAUGUAAACAUUGAGGAGCAGGCCGAGGUCUUCAUCGGGUGUAAAACGCCCCUAGCCGACUGGUCUGGCGAAGAGGGUCCCAGCGCGCAGCCGCCCAGCAUCAGCCUCCUGCGCAGCGGUAACCAGCUCUUUGCCGACUUCCAGAUGCACAACGCCAAUGUCUUCAGCGUGCUCGAUAACUUCGAGUACGGCAGCAGUAAGAAGCCCCAGUACCUAACCCAGGCCAAGGCCAGCUACUACGUGCUCGGCUGGCACUGGAAGGAAGACACCGACCCGCUCUGGAAGUCAGGCCAGAGCGUCGCGCAUGGGGCCAGCCUGGAUGCCCUCUUCAUGACGCUGCACGGCGUCAGCGAGACGGCGCCUAAUCGAGACCCCUGGCUCGAUGCCAUGAGCCAGCUGCGCAUCCUAUGCCACGGCGCCAUGUACAAUGUCAUCUGGGACCAUGAGAACAAGCCCAAGGACGUGCCAGCCGAUGCGUUCAACGCCCGCCUGCGUGAUCAGACAAAGGCGGCGGUCUCGGUGGGCACGACUCCCAUGGAUGCCCUGUUGUCGUACUGCCACGCCCGCAGAGACCAGUCCGGGGGCAUUGACAAACUAGAGGAGGAUAUCCUUGCCCUCGGGUCGCUGCUUCAAGCACGUGACGAUGGUGUCGAGUCCCAGCGCGAGGCCAAGGAUACCCCCCUGGAGCCCAAGAAACCGGCCGUCCUCAAGCAACGCGAGCUGAACCAGACCCAAACGCUGCUCGACGCGUGUAGCAUGGCAGCGAGGCAAUACCGCUGGGACAUGUUCUCCCUCUGGUGGAACGCAAACGAUCCAACUGUCCUCAUUGGCGGCAUCACGUCUGGGUGGCCCACGGACUAUCUCAACAAGGUGGCUGUACGCGCGCCGUUUCAGACCCUCGCCCCAAAGGAUGGCGCUUCCUCAAAUCUACCCGGUCUGUUCAAGAGCCUCUCUAGCCUGCUUGAGAAUCAGCUCCCAGACGUCUUCAAGGCACCGGCCGUGGCAUUAGUGACCGAAUUCUACGUUAUCCGGCCUGGCGGCGACGACUCUGGGUCGCCUGCCGAAGGCAUCUUUUACCCUCAGUUUCACGACAAACUGACCACGGAUGAGCGCUGGCGCGAUCUGUGGGGUAAUCUCCAGCCUUGGUUCCCUCUGUACGCAGAGUCGGAGGUCGAGUACCAGCACGUUCCCUUCGACUACUGGAAGCUGGACGAACACACAGCUCGGCUUUCGGCCAACGAAGGGGCGCGCUACAGCAUCACUGUUCCUUCAGCGGACAACCAAAAGCCGCCGCCGCUGUGGGAAGCCCUAUCCGGAAAGCGGGACUUGCGCGUGCUCUCGGGACGGGUGCUCAUCCUUCCACAGCCCAGCUUCUCGCUCGCGGCCAAGAUCAAGCAACUGUUCCAGAACACGCCGCCGGAUAUUCUCAACAAAUAUCUGUCAGCCGAAGACCGCGCCAACUUACUUAAGAACGUCGGCCAACUGUCGUAUCUAUCGUCGCCCCUAUCUGGCCUCGCCAGCGGCCUGGCGACUCGGGCGCAAGGCAGCCACAUCAAACCCGAGAAUAAGAUAGUGGGUCCUACUGGCGAGUCAAGCACCGCAAUUGCGACGGCAGUGAUUGAUGCUGCUGGAUUGACCGCCGAGAACAUCAAGUUGAUUCAGGGGAACUCGGCCCUGACGCCAUUUGCGACGCUGGCCAACUUUCUGAAAGAUGGUUUUUGUCCGUUUAAGCCGAUGACACAUGAGCAGUUUAGAUUCCGCAAGCUCAACAUUAUCGACAAGUUUGGGCAGUCUCUGAUGGCCAUUGACCAGAGCCCGCGGCCGCAGGGUCCCCCUCCCAUGUAUCCCUGCAUCAGCGACUUUUAUGAGCCGCAGACCAUCAAGCUGGACGAUGGUAAAGUAUACGCCAAUACGAUUUAUCAAAAAGGUCGCCUCAACGCUGAGUUUGUCAAGCGCAUUGCCGAAGAUCCGGACGAGGACAAACAUCGCCCCCAGAAGAGCAGCAGCCCUGAAGGCGACUCGGCCAAGUGGCGCCCGGUCACGGAGUGGGAGACGCCCAUCUGGGGCUGGCUCAUCACCAACUACGCCGACUACGGCAUCCAGCUGUUCCUGCCCAACGGCACCUUUUACCGAGAGGUACGGUUUGGCGGGCCCUUGGGCACGCUCAGCUCGCCCACGUGGUUGCCUUUCAGCCCUGACCAGGACGCUCAGCCGAAUCCCGACACGCGGCAGCUCGACGCCCUCGUGGCCAAGCUGGCAGACCCGGAGUACCUACGCGGCUUCUGGUACAUGGCCACGACGGCUGAAGAGAAGCUCCCCGCGGCCCCAAGCGCCUACGCGCAGUUCGUCAACUCCAUCGUCGGCAAGCCCCUGGCACUCCACAACACGGGCUGGUCCCUCGAGCUGGACGGACCGCCGCUCGAGAUCCAAAGCACCAGGAGCGAGGUGAUGAGCCCGGAAUGUCAGCUGACGCAGCCGUCCGACCCUUCCGAUCAGACACCCUUCUACCAGUUCCAGGUCCGGCUGGGCGACCGCGACGCAGCCUACGACGGGUUGGUUGGCUACUUUGAUACCACGGCCCCCGGCACCGACGAAAUCAAUAUCGACCUGAUUUUGACCUUCUUUGCGCCAGAGAAAGACGACAUGAAACCCCUGAGGCGACUGAAUACGAAAGAGUGUCCACUCUUCGCACUGUUUUGGGAAGCGCCCUUCCCGACAGAGCCUCCAUACAACGAUUCCAGCAGGAUCGUCGACGCGGCGCGCUUUGACGACCGAUGCAACUCGCGCAGGUCAAUCUUCGGCGCCAUCCUCGACCCUUGCACGCCCGUACACGCCUACUCGUCCUUUCUGCCGCCCGUGGUGCUGUCUUUACCGCCAUGGACCUGGCUAAAGGCCAUGGACACGAUGACUGCCUUUUUCCACGCGGGACCGUUGACGAUGCCGCUGAACGACGUCCCCGGUUAUGACGCGGCGCAGCAUUCUGCUAGGUAA